Messenger RNA from Anguilla rostrata (American eel), 4307 nucleotides. It is a transcript of the gene dhx16, whose product is annotated as DEAH (Asp-Glu-Ala-His) box polypeptide 16. Gene Ontology annotation, cellular component: intracellular anatomical structure; catalytic step 2 spliceosome. Lineage: Eukaryota; Metazoa; Chordata; Actinopteri; Anguilliformes; Anguillidae. The record is from RefSeq and is a predicted model, not a curated record. The transcript has 22 exons. Gene Ontology annotation, molecular function: RNA binding; ATP binding; helicase activity. The coding region runs from base 338 to 3499 and encodes 1053 amino acids.
UUUCCGCUUCCGGGUCACGUACAGUUCAGUUCUUUUUUGUAAUGCUUUCGGUUUGAUCCAAAAUACUUGUAAUUUCUUAGCAACCAGUGUUGAACCUUUGACAAUGGGUACGCAAACUAUCGCUAGGUAGCUAGCUAGCUAACGCAAACAGCUAACUAGGUUUUACCAUCUAGACCGUACAGGUUACAGAAUACGGAGGAGGACACGUUUCGACAAGAAACAAGCAACAAGCUUGGAAACAUAAUAUUGUGGUAAUCUAACGGAAUUCCACAGUAGCUAGCUACCUUGUUCGCUAGCCACCUGCACCGAUUGGCGGACUUGUUACUGGCAGACCAAUAUGGCAAAUCUGGAGCAAUGGGUAAAUGACCGUCUCCACGACAUCCUGGGUUUGAGUGACAAGUAUGUGGCCCAGUUCAUGAUUGGCUCAGCACGCAGGUCAUCUGGACCUCAAGACUUUGUUUCUCGUCUUCGGGAAACGGGCACCAUUGACAUAGACCAGAGAGUGGUUGCCUUCGCAGAGGAAUUAUAUAACAAGAUACCCCGGAAACAAGCUGUGGAGAAACCAGCCCGGGCGAGAGAGCGAGAAAUCCUAGAGAUAGAGAGAAAGAACCGCACUUAUACCUUGCUGGAGGACAGUGAGAGUGAAGAAGAGGUAGUGAAGGAGCGGGUGAAGGAGAAGAAAAAGGACAAGGACAGAGGGAAAAAGAGAAAGCACCUGAGGCAGAAAAGGGAAGAAAGUCCAUCUUCCAGCGAAGAAGAGAAGAACAAGAGUAAGAGACCUGAUGCUGAACAAAAGAAGGAUGCGGAGAAAGAAGAGGAGGAGGAGGAAUGGGAGAAGGAGGAGAGAGAACGACUGCAGGACCUGGAAGAAAGGGAUGCCUUUGCUGAGAGAAUGAAACAGAAGGACAAGGAUAAGACCAGACACAUACUGGAGAGGAACGACAAAAAGGCCUACGAGGAAGCCCAGAAGCGACUGAAGAUGGCUGAGGAGGACCAGAGAAAAAUGCUCCCAGAGCUGAGGAAGGAAUCCCGGCAGAAGUACCUGUCCACGCGAGCACAGGAGAAGCUGGAGGACCUGGAGGCAGAGAUCGCAGACGAUGAGUACCUCUUCUCUAGCCAGCCCCUGACCGACAGGGAGAAGCAGGAUCUCCAGUACAAGCGCACGGUCCGAGACCUGGCCAAGGAGUACAAGAAGGCAGGGGCCAAAGAGAAGGAGGAGAGGAAGAACAGAUAUUACAUGCCAGAGGAGAGCAGGAGCAAGACGGUUCCCCAGCGAGACCUGGAGCUGGAGCCGGAGGAGGGGGGGCGCGAGGGCGGGGGGGAACAGGGCCGCUGGGAGGAGGAGAGGCUGAGCGCGGCCGCCCUGCACUUUGGGGCCAAGGAGGAGAGGGAGCGAGGGAUGAAGGCCGAGAUGGAGAAGUACCAGCUGGUGCUGGAGGAGGAGGAGAUGAUCAGCUUCGUCAGCGCCGUCACCAUGAAGGGAACGCGGAUGUCCAAGGAGCAGAGCGAGCCUGUCAUGUCGCAGGCCGAGCAGCAGAGAGAGUCCAUCCAGGAGGUGCGCCGCAGCCUGCCCGUCUUCCCCUACAGAGAGGACCUGCUGUCCGCCAUCCACCACCACCAGAUCCUCAUCAUCGAGGGCGAGACGGGCUCCGGCAAGACCACGCAGAUCCCCCAGUACCUCGUGGAGGAGGGUUACACAAAGGGAGGGAUGAAGAUAGGAUGCACUCAGCCGCGGAGGGUGGCGGCCAUGUCAGUGGCGGCCAGGGUGGCACAGGAAAUGGACGUCAAGCUCGGCAAUGAGGUGGGGUACUCGAUCAGGUUCGAAGACUGCACCUCAGAACGCACCGUGUUGAAGUACAUGACAGACGGUAUGCUGCUCAGGGAAUUUCUCACUGAACCAGAUCUUGCCAGCUACAGUGUGAUUAUAAUCGACGAGGCCCACGAGCGCACCCUACACACAGACAUCCUGUUCGGGCUGAUAAAGGACAUCGCCCGCUUCCGGUCGGACCUGAAGGUCCUGGUGGCCAGCGCCACCCUGGACACGGAGCGCUUCUCCUGCUUCUUUGACGACGCGCCCGUCUUCAGAAUCCCCGGCAGGAGGUUCCCUGUGGACAUCUUCUACACCAAGGCGCCUGAGGCAGAUUACCUGGAGGCGUGUGUGGUGUCAGUGCUGCAGAUCCAUGUCACGCAGCCCACUGGAGACGUGCUGGUCUUUCUCACCGGACAGGAGGAGAUUGAGGCUUGCUGUGAGCUCCUGCAGGAGAGGUGCAGGCGUCUGGGCUCCAAGAUCUCAGAGCUGAUUGUACUUCCUAUCUAUGCAAACCUGCCAUCUGACAUGCAAGCCAAGAUAUUCAAUCCAACUCCUCCAGGGGCCAGGAAGGUGGUGGUUGCCACAAACAUUGCCGAGACCUCCCUCACCAUUGAUGGGAUCAUCUAUGUCAUUGACCCUGGGUUCUGUAAGCAGAAGAGCUACAACGCCCGGACAGGCAUGGAGUCCCUCAUCGUCACGCCCUGCUCACGGGCAUCGGCGAAUCAGCGCGCAGGGCGGGCAGGCAGAGUAGCUGCUGGGAAGUGCUUCCGUCUCUACACCGCCUGGGCCUUCAAAAACGAGAUGGAGGAGACAACUGUGCCUGAGAUCCAGAGAACCAAUCUUGGCAACGUGGUCCUGCUGCUGAAGAGUCUUGGAAUUAAUGACCUCAUUCAUUUUGACUUCAUGGAUCCGCCCCCUCAUGAGACCCUUGUCCUAGCCCUGGAGCAGCUUUACGCACUCGGUGCCCUCAAUCACCGUGGAGAGCUCACCAAGCUUGGUCGCAGGAUGGCAGAGUUACCUGUGGACCCCAUGCUGAGCAAGAUGAUCCUGGCUUCUGAACAGUAUAAGUGCUCAGAAGAGGUAUUAACCAUCUCUGCCAUGCUGUCGGUGAAUAACUCCAUCUUCUACCGGCCCAAAGACAAGGUUGUCCAUGCCGACAACGCCAGGCAGAACUUUGUUGUACCUGGAGGAGAUCACAUGGUCCUGCUGAAUGUCUAUACUCAGUGGGUGGAGAGCGGGUACUCCACUCAGUGGUGCUAUGAGAACUUCAUCCAGUUCCGCUCCAUGAAGCGUGCGCGGGAUGUGCGGGAGCAGCUGGAGGGGCUGAUGGACAGGAUUGAGGUGGAGGUGUGCAGCUGCCAGGGAGACAGCAUGCCCAUCCGCAAGGCGGUAACUGCGGGGUACUUCUACCACACAGCGAGGCUCAGCAAAGGGGGCUACAAGACGGUGAAGCACCAGCAGACGGUUUACGUUCACCCUAACAGCUCCCUGUUCGAGGAGCAGCCACGCUGGCUCAUUUACCACGAGCUGGUGUUCACCACCAAGGAGUUCAUGAGACAGGUGAUAGAGAUUGAUAGCGGCUGGCUGUUGGAAGUGGCCCCGCACUACUACAAGAGCAAAGAGCUGGAGGACAGCAGCAGUAAGAAGAUGCCCCGCAAGCAGGGCAAGGCACGGGAGGAGCUGGGCUGAAGGAGAGAUGGGGGGGAGGGGCUGUUCCAGAAGGGGAGGAGCUCACCUGAGAGACCAGAAGCUUGGGCUCUGACUGGGACUUUAAUAAGACCAUAAUGCCAUGUGACCUAAAAUAACUUUUUUAUUUAUUUAUUUUUCUAUGGGAUGUAUUUUUUUUUUUUUUUUGUGAAGCAACAACAAGAGCAGUGUUUCAGUUCCUGUGUUUGUAUGACGACAUAAUGGGCUUAAUGCAAAUUGCAGUUCCUGGUACCUCUGAGUUGGACAGGUCUUGUUUGUAUUCUCUGCAAUUAGUUGUGAUGCUGUGAUAGUAAAGGUUUCCAAAGCAGGGACACAUGGGAGUCUUACCCAUUCCACAUAUUAGUGCCUGGUCCAAAUGACACAGACCCUGGUCUAAAAUGGAGAGCAGGGGCGUUGGUGAUUUCAGGAUCAACUCAGUCUACUGAGAGGAAGUAGCUUUGAACUUUGGACACAGUGAACUCUAGCACAGUGAGCUUAUCAGAUCAGGCCAACUAUUUCACACUGUACAAAAUUCAAUAAACAAGCAUCAUUUUCAUAUUUCUAACACAGUGCGUACUUCCAUUCUACUUUUGAAGUAACACCAAUGCAUGGACUGGGUUUAGUUCACUUGAGGAGGAUCAGCGCUACAGUGAUCUGUCACACAUCUUCACACAUCCGCUCCACAUGGUCAUCCCCCUCAGUUUUUCUGGAAUAACAUGGAGCAAAAUGUGCAAACCAGUUAUGCCCACUAUUUUAGAAAAAAGCUAAUAAAAAAAUACAGCUGGCCUAAUUUAGCAGCUGGAAAACCGAA